This is a messenger RNA of Teleopsis dalmanni, 1648 nucleotides long. It is a transcript of the gene Uck, whose product is annotated as uridine-cytidine kinase. The coding region runs from base 156 to 953 and encodes 265 amino acids. Gene Ontology annotation, molecular function: ATP binding; kinase activity. NCBI's taxonomy places the organism in Eukaryota, Metazoa, Arthropoda, Insecta, Diptera, Diopsidae. The transcript has 7 exons. Gene Ontology annotation, cellular component: cytoplasm; cytosol. The record is from RefSeq and is a predicted model, not a curated record.
GUCUACAUAUAUGUAAAUGGAAAAACAUAUGUUUGUUAACCUCUUGGAAAGGCGAAUAACAUAUUUAUUUGCCUUAUCAGUAUAAAAAUAAGCAUAUUGUACAAAACAAAUUAUUUUACUUAUAAAAAGUAUAGAAUUUGUGCAGUACUUGUGGAAUGGAAAACCUACGCGAGAAGCAAAGUCUUUCAUUACAGAAUGGAGAUGAUUUAAAAGACGAACAAAUAAAAACGCCAUUCCUGAUUGGGGUGUCUGGAGGAACUGCUAGUGGAAAGUCUACUGUGUGCAAAAAGAUAAUGGAACAAUUAGGUCAAGCUGAUAUGGAUCAUACACAACGUCAAGUUGUUACUAUCAGUCAAGAUAGUUUUUACCGAGAACUUACACCUGCUGAAAAUCUCAAAGCACAAAAAGGAUUAUUUAAUUUUGAUCAUCCUGACGCUUUCAAUGAACAAUUAAUGUUUGAAACUUUACAAUCAAUACUUAAAGGUUUAAAAGUGGAUAUACCGAGUUAUGAUUAUCGCACAAAUUCUCUUGACUUUCAAAACAAAUUAACAAUUUACCCCGCAGAUGUUGUGCUUUUCGAAGGUAUUUUAGUAUUUUAUUUUCCAAAGAUAAGGGAUUUGUUUCAUAUGAAACUAUUUGUUGAUACUGAUUCAGACACACGUUUAGCUAGAAGAGUUCCUCGUGAUAUAAAUGAACGUGGUCGGGAUUUGGAUGCUGUCCUUACUCAAUACAUGACUUUUGUAAAACCCGCAUUUGAGGAAUUUUGCUCACCGACUAAAAAAUUUGCUGAUGUCAUUAUUCCUCGUGGAGCAGACAAUACUGUUGCUAUUGACCUCAUUGUUCACCACAUUGGAGAAAUACUUAGACCUGGCGGAAGCACUAAUAAUUUAAAUGCCGCGACAUCACACACAACAAACAGUAGUUCGACUGUUACUAUGAAGCGAGAACACUAAAUUUUAUUAAACAAUAUAAAUUUACAAAAUUUAACGCAAUUAAUGCUUUCUAUAUACACUUAAAUUAUUAUUUAAAGUUAGUUGAUUAACACAAUAAUUACUGAAUAAUCUUCUAUAUGUAGUUAAAAUUAUGUUAACGAAACAUUUAAUUCCAUAUAAUAUUUUGUUUACGAUCUUAUGAAGUAUUUGGCGAAUUUUUUUUUGUUGUUUUUCUUGGCUUUUGAAAAUUGGAGCACAUGUAUUGUAUUAAUUAUUCUAAAUUUUAACAGUAAUCUAUAUUAAUAAUUAUUAAUGUAAAAUUUUUUACAUGCAAAAAUGUUUUAGUUAUUUUAAGUAUUAACAUUCUGAUUAUCUCAUUUGUUCUCGAAUGAAAAUUAAAUCUAAAUAUCCAAACAUUUGUACUUUUAUGUACAAGGAUUAAACGGUAUGACAUUGUUAUAGGACAGUGAUAGCGAACCUAUAGCGCACGCGACAGGUGAUACCAUCUGGACACGCCAAAAAUUCAACAACAAAAUUAUUAUAUUUACCACGCAGUUAUAAAAAGGUUCGCUACCGCUGUUAUACGAUAUACAACUAUCUAACAUAAUAUAACAUAUCUUGUGACGUCGUUACCCGUACUGUAUUACAACAUAAUGUUAAAAAACAUUUAAUAACAAAAAUAGGAAAAAAAAACUUGGUGGCUUUUCUUGUUAUUU